AUGGAGAUUUGUUUUUUACUUUACUUAGACAAUGUUUCACUCAUUAAAAUUUCUUCCUUCCUUCCUUCUUCUCUCCCUUCCUUCUUAUCUCCAUUCUUUCUUGCGUCUUUCUUAUUUCAUUCCACCUAUUUUUCCUUCCCCUUUCUACUUCUAUCCGUCUUUCUCCUCCCGACCCUUGUUCCUUCCUUCUUUAGAUUCUUCCUUCCUUUCUUUCUUCACCCGCAUUCUUUCUUUCUUUCUUUCUUUUUUCUUUCUUUCUUUCUUUCUUUCUUUCUUUCUUUCUUUCUUUCCCCGUAUACUUACUAUCUUUCUUUUUUUCAUUCUUUCUUUCUUUCCUCCCCUGUAUACUUUCUUUCUUUCCUCCCCCGUAUACUUUCUUUCUUUCCUCCCCCGUAUAUUUUCUUUCUUUCUUUCUUUCUUUCUUUCUUUCUUUCUUUCCUGCCCCGUAUACUUUCUUUCUUUCUUUCUUUCUUUCUUUCUUUCUUUCUUUCUUUCUUUCUUUCUUCCCCCGUAUACUUUCUUUCUUUCUUCCUUUCUUUCUUUGUUUCUUUGUUUCUUUGUUUCUUUCUUUCUUUCUUUCUUUCUUUCUUUCUUUCUUUCUUUCUUUCCCCGUAUACUUUCUUUCUUUCUUUCUUUCUUUCUUUCUUUCUUUCUUUCUUUCCCCGUAUACUUUCUUUCUUUCUUUCUUUCUUUCUUUGUAUACUUUCUUUCUUUCUUUCUUUCUUUCUUUUCAUCCGUCUGUCUUUCCUACUUAUUCCUUCCUUAUUUCUACUUCCGACCUACUUCCUUUAUUUUUUCCUGUCUUCCCUCCUCCUGUCUUCUGUUUUGUCUUCUCCCAUCGUUCUUCCUAAUUCCUUUCUUUCUUUCUUCCUUUCUUUCUUUCUAUUCUAUCCUUCUUCCUUCUUUCCUUCCGUAUUCUUCCAGAAAUUUGUCUCUCUCCCGCCUCCCUUCCUUUAUUCCUUUAUUUCCUCCUCCUUUCCUCCUCCUUUGUUCUUCCUUCCUUCUUUCUGUUCGACCGUCCGUUCAUCUUCCUUCCUUUUUUUUUCUUUCCUCUAUGAAUUCUUUAGAAAUAAAUGA
Acanthosepion pharaonis is the source of this 1077-nucleotide messenger RNA. The record is from the annotation of a GenBank genome assembly. NCBI's taxonomy places the organism in Eukaryota, Metazoa, Mollusca, Cephalopoda, Sepiida, Sepiidae.